UUUUAUUUUAAAAAAGGCUUGGAAAAUGCCCGAGAAUGUCAACAAUGCUCAACCAAAUUAUUCUUCUUUGCCUCCAACAACUUUACCUCAAACGGAAAAUAAAAAAUUGCUUAUUUUUGAGCCUUCCAUGCUUCUGUUUAUGUUUACUACUUUUGCCAAAUUUCCAGUUUUUCAAUCCAUUCUGUAUGAAAAAGCUUGUUUAGGCUCUGGCAGAUUUGACCAAAUUACCUGUCAAAAUGUUUCCGCUACCCAUGCCGAUUUGGAAUUACAGAAAGAGGCAAAUCAUUUAUUGUUUGUGUUUAUUUCUUCCUUCAAUUCCUUCUGCCUUGUUUCUCGGAACCAUGUUCGAUUCUUGGAGUUCUCGCAGAACCUUAUUUAUUCCUCUAAUAGGCCUUUUAUUUGCCGAUUUUAAUUAUAUUUUACAAUCAAUUUGUUUGGAAUGUUCUCCCUAUUUGUUAUUAUUUAGUGACUUAAUUUUUGGUUUUACUGGAGGAUUUACUUCGAUUAUAGGCCUUUUAUUUGCCUAUUCUGUUCGUGUAACGCCUACGACAUUUCGUCCCACAAGGAUGGCUUUGUUAGAAGGCAGUAUGGGACUGGGAGGAAUGUUUGGAUAUUUGCUAUCAGGCCAGCUUAGACACCUAAUUGGUUAUGCCUUAUUUUUCCUAUUUUUGACAAUUUUACACUUAAUUGUAUCAAUUCAAAUAAUAUUUUUCUGUAAAGAAUUAAUUAAUAAAAAUAUUACUACAACACAAGAAACAACAGAAACUACAACAAUCAGAAAUUCAACUUCUACAGAAAAUUUAAAUCAGAAUUCUGAAAAUUCAACAUCAAAUUUUUGUAUUUUAUGUCGUAAACGAUUUUUGGAUAUUUUACAAAUUUUUAAAGCUGAGAGGGAUGUUGAUAAACAAAAAUAUUUAAAUAUUGUUUUGGUUGCUCUCUUAGUAGAAUUUAUUAGUUUUUCUGGUUUAAUGGAUAUUUUAUUUUCGUUCUUCCGUUUUCAACUUAAAUGGACAGAUAAAGAAUAUGGCUGGUUUAAUGGAAUUGCUGUUGGUUCUGAUAGUUUUUGUGUAAAAAAUUUUUAAAAUAUAAUAAGAUGGUCGGACCUCACAUGGAACUACCUUAAAUUGCAGGUAGUGCUGAGACAUCCCUCUC
This is a messenger RNA of Meloidogyne enterolobii, 1152 nucleotides long. The record is from the annotation of a GenBank genome assembly. Lineage: Eukaryota; Metazoa; Nematoda; Chromadorea; Rhabditida; Meloidogynidae.